Messenger RNA from Bacillus rossius redtenbacheri, 633 nucleotides. Its product is annotated as zinc finger protein interacting with ribonucleoprotein K-like. The record is from RefSeq and is a predicted model, not a curated record. The coding region runs from base 1 to 633 and encodes 210 amino acids. The transcript is spliced from 2 exons. Lineage: Eukaryota; Metazoa; Arthropoda; Insecta; Phasmatodea; Bacillidae.
AUGUUGAAGACAAGUAAUGGUCUGGAGUAUCACAUCCAACACCACACGGGCAAGAAUGUUUUGUGCGUAGCUUGUGGCAAGUUGUUCUACACAGUAUCACAUCUCAAAAAGCACACGGCCAGGCAUCAUGACCCCACGCCCAAGGAGCCGGGUGAGAAUUUCGAGUGCUUGCACUGCUCCCGCAAGUAUGCCACUAAAGCCUCCCUUAGAAACCACAUUAUGAUAGUCCACCUCAAGGAGAUGCCCUACGAGUGUGAGGAGUGUGGACUUAAGUUUACAUUGAGAUACAGGCUGAACAGGCACGUUGCCUGUCACAAGCAGAGGAAGUUCUGGUGCGACUGCAACCAGAGUUUCGUGACCAAGGACGGUCUGAACAGACACAAGAUGACGCACGUCAACUUCAGACCGUACGUGUGUGACAUGUGCGGGCUGACGUUCACGCAGAAGGGCUCGGUGUUGAGGCACAUAGUGACGAGCAUGAGGGGAAGGACGAGAGUGGGGGAGCUGAUGACAGGUGCUGAAGCUCCACACAAGCAGUCUGAAGCCAGCAAGCUGGAGUCCAACAUGCCUAUGACCAUCGUGCCUCAGCAUUGUCAAGCGGCGGUAUUAAAGGAACAUGGCAAGAUUGCUUAG